AUGUUCUUUAAUUUAAAUAAAAUAAAAACAACAAAAAUAAUUAAAAAUAAAUUAUUUGCAAUUAUUUUGUUUAUCUGUUUAUUUAAAAGUUUUACAAAUUCAAAACCUUUAAAUAAAGAAGAAACACAACAAAUAAUUCCUUCAAAUUUAAAUAUAAAUCAACAACUACAUUUCCUUCAAGAUUCAUCAUUUCCUCCAUCAAAAUAUAUUUCGAAACGAAGAAGUGCAGAAUUUAUAAAUGGUCUUCUUUCAUUAGAACGUUUAAAUUCUAUGGGGAAACGGUCAAUAGCAACCCCUCUGUUUUGGGAAUCGACAUAUUUUUAAAAGAAAAUUUGAAAAGAAAGGAUUUUUUAAAAUUAAUUUUGUUUUUUCUUAAUAUU
This is a messenger RNA of Meloidogyne enterolobii, 380 nucleotides long. NCBI's taxonomy places the organism in Eukaryota, Metazoa, Nematoda, Chromadorea, Rhabditida, Meloidogynidae. The record is from the annotation of a GenBank genome assembly.